CUUCUUCCAAGGGGGCGGCAUGGAUUACUCCAAGGUCGGAGAGAAGCUUCUCAGCUCAGUUCGCUCUGCCCGAUCUCUCGGCCUCCUUCCUUCCACUUCCGAUCGUCCCGAGGUGGUUGAUGCUUAUGCGUUGAUUGGGGAUGUUUCUGGUCUUGCUGAAAAGAUACAAAGCUUCUUUAUGCAGGAGGUUCUCUCAGUAACCCAUUCUGUCUUGAAAAAUAUUUUGCAGGAGGACCUGGAACCUUCCAAUAUGCAAAGUAGUAGUUCCAGACUUACCUACAGUGAUCUAUGCCAUCAAAUACCUGAAUCCAAGUUUAGGCAAUGUUUAUUGACAACACUAGCUGCCCUUUUUAAGUUGAUGAGUUCAUAUCAAGCAAGCUUGCAAACGAGUGUUGGUUUUGAUUUAGUCUGGGAUACAAUGGAGAAAGUCGCUCUUAUUCGUAAGAGGUUAGUUUCGGCUCAAAGUUUCCAGAAGAGUUAUGUUGACCGUAGGAGGAGACCUUUAUCUUUUGAGGUAGGAGAUUACGUGUUACUGAAGAUAUCACCGAGACGGGAUUUAAUUAGAUUUGGGAAGACCAGCAAGUUGUCUCCUAGAUUUAUUGGGCCUUUUGAGAUUCUAGAGCGGAUCGAAGAGGUAGCUUAUCAUUUGGCCUUGACGCCCUAA
Molecule: messenger RNA, 664 nt
Organism: Camellia sinensis
Lineage: Eukaryota; Viridiplantae; Streptophyta; Magnoliopsida; Ericales; Theaceae
Source: RefSeq, a predicted model, not a curated record